Messenger RNA from Neofelis nebulosa (Clouded leopard), 1780 nucleotides. RefSeq names its product zinc finger protein 37A-like. The record is from RefSeq and is a predicted model, not a curated record. Bases 511 to 903 code for a protein of 130 amino acids. Lineage: Eukaryota; Metazoa; Chordata; Mammalia; Carnivora; Felidae. The transcript is spliced from 5 exons. Gene Ontology annotation, biological process: regulation of DNA-templated transcription.
UAAGCGUUAACCCUACAGUAUAAUUUAACCCUUACACAAUAUAAAUGGAAUUCAAACUGUCCCUGGAGAAAUUCUGCAGGUGUAUUCUGCAAAAGAAGGAACUUCUAGGAGAGCCAAUUCAUCAGGGAUAUAGAAUUAAUGAAAGAGGUGUACGGUACUUAGCAUUCAUUUUGGAUAAACAGUGAGUCAAACUGUAGCAUCAUUGCCUCCUGCUUGUACCUAAUUUGCUAAAUCGGGCAGUUCUAUCCAAUAUCGCCUAAGAAUGAAAGGUGUUUUCCAAGGAGGUGUCGCCUGAGACUUGAGAAACUCAGCGUGAUCUCCCUGGUCAGGCGCAGGAACCGCUCGGGGCCUUCUGCGCAUGUGCACUGCUCUCUUCCCGGUAGUUCACGUUGGUGUACACAGCAUCGCGAGAGGACUGUCCCUGUAGCUCUCGCCGCUGAGCGCCUGGACGCAGGCGGGACUACCCGAUGGUGAAGAAAUCGGGUGGCGGUGGUUGAAUGCGGUUGACCCAUGGGACGGAGGCCCCGCGCGGGAGGGGCCGGUGACGGAGGAAACGGCACGGUGCCUGAGCGCGGGGUGAGUCCUGAUCCGUCUGUAUGCAUCGAAUGCGAACCAGCGCGUCCCCGCGAUUGUCACCCAGCGAAGGGAUUAUUGUCAUUCGGGGAUGUGACUGUGGGCUUCACUGAGGAGGAGUGGCAGCGCCUGGACCCUGCUCAGAGGACCCUGUACAGGGACGUGAUGCUGGAGAACUACAGCCACCUUGUCGCAGUGGGGUUAUCCAUUCCUAAACCAGAAGUGAUCCUCCAGUUGGAGCAAGGAGAGGAGCCAUGGAUAUUAGAGUCCCCAGGCCAGAGUGACCCAGGGAUUAUUGUCAUUCGGGGAUGUGACUGUGGGCUUCACUGAGGAGGAGUGGCAGCGCCUGGACCCUGCUCAGAGGACCCUGUACAGGGACGUGAUGCUGGAGAACUACAGCCACCUUGUCGCAGUGGUUUUAUAGGGCAGGAGCAUUCAGGAGCCACCAGGCAGGCCAGCUCUUUUAGGACCUCAUUUCUCCUGUAACUCAGGACAUCACCAGAGUUGUCUACACUUUUCCAAGGCAGCAGAAAAUGAACAAAUCCCAGGUAAGUUGUUCAUUCCCCACAUUAUUUUGCAGUGGACUUGGUGAGAUUUGUAAGAGUCCCAUACUAAUGGGAAAUUAGCAAUAGAUAGAAAUCUACCUUUACAGAAGAUACAGAGUCACAGAUCAAUAGCAAGGCUAAGAUGGCUUGUAGAUGCAUGCUGAUCAUUCUAUAUUUUAGAGUUUCUAAGCUGACCUACAAAUAACAUCUCUGUUUCUGAAAACCAUGGAGAAAGGAAGACAGUCUUUCGGAUACAGACAGAGUUUUUUCAAGACACAGACUUUUUGGAUGAUAUCAAAGAAGUUUUGGUGUUAACGUAGGCACACAUAGUGAAUAACCUUCCUGUGACAGCCCUGAAAUGAGUGCCUAAAACUAUUCCUCACUGAAAGUAAAAGGGUUCAAGAGCUAGUUCAAGCAGUUAAUUUAAUGAUCGUCUUGUUCGAUCCUGGUAUAAAACCUGAUAUGUUUAGGGGCGCCCAGGUGGCUCAGUAGGUUGAGCUUUCGAGUUUGGCUCAGGUCAGGAUCUCACACUCCGUGAGUUUGAGCCCCACGUCAGGCUCUGUGCUGACAGCUCAGAGCCUGGAGCCUGCUUCAGAUUCUGUGUCUCCCUCUCUCUCUCUCACACUCCCCUGUUCAUGCUCUGUCUCUCUCUGUCUCAAAAA